Molecule: messenger RNA, 4118 nt
Organism: Heteronotia binoei (common prickly gecko)
Lineage: Eukaryota; Metazoa; Chordata; Lepidosauria; Squamata; Gekkonidae
Gene: NIPAL1
Product: NIPA like domain containing 1
Exons: 6
Coding region: 209-1441 (410 amino acids)
Biological process (GO): magnesium ion transport
Cellular component (GO): membrane
Molecular function (GO): magnesium ion transmembrane transporter activity
Source: RefSeq, a predicted model, not a curated record
GGCGUCACAAUCGCGAAGCCUCAAUGGAACUCUCUCCCGCCUUGCUCGCCUGCCCGCCCCUCGGCUAGGACUAGGAGUGGCCCGGAGCUGGCGGCGAGGGAGAGGCUGCAAGCACGAAAGUGACUUCUUCGUCCGCCCUGGAGGCUGCUGCCGCCUUUGGGUUCUCUGUCCCGGAAAAGUCGCCAGCGAAAGCUGCCCAGCAGCAGCCAUGGGGGAGAACGCGGUGCGAAUCCUAAAUCCUUGCCGCGAAGGUGAUGUGUUUCCUCUGAUUUGCCCCAAUGCCUAUCAUGCAUGGUGUCAAAUAUUCAACGUAUCUGCGCUGCCAGCGUCUUUCUUUGUUUCUUCUGGCCGAUACCCCAAUGAGACAAAGUUGAAGCUUUCCGCAACAACAGGAAGCAAAUACAGCUUAUUUGUAGGUACAGCCUUAGCCAUAAGCUCCAGUAUCUUCAUUGGCUCCAGUUUUAUACUGAAAAAGAAGGGCCUUUUGCGAUUAGCUGAAAAAGGAGCCCUAAGAGCUGGACAGGGUGGAUAUUUGUACCUGAAGGAAUGGUUAUGGUGGGCAGGGCUGCUGUCAAUGGGAAUAGGAGAAGCGGCAAACUUUGCUGCAUAUGCCUUUGCACCCGCAACUUUGGUAACCCCAUUAGGUGCACUCAGCGUUCUUGUAAGUGCCAUGUUAUCUUCCUGGUUUUUGAAUGAAAGGCUCAAUAUUCAUGGGAAAAUGGGCUGCAUAUUAUGCAUCUUGGGGGCCAUCGUAAUAUUAAUUCAUGUUCCCAAUGAGGAAGAAGUCGCGUCGUUGGAUGAAAUGGAACCAAAGCUGAAAGAUCCAGUGUUUAUUACAUUUGCAAUCACUAUACUUAUGAUCUGCCUCGUUCUCAUUUGUUUCGUCACUCCCAAAUUUGGUCAAACAAAUAUUCUGGUCUACAUCGCGAUUUGUUCACUGAUCGGCGCAUUCUCCGUCUCCUCUGUCAAGGGCCUUGGCAUUGCCAUUAAGGACCUAUGGAAUCAUGAACCUGUCUUCCAGUCUCCACUGCUAUAUGUUUUUGGAGUGGUUUUGGUGUUGUCUGUCAGCACACAGAUUAAUUACCUCAACAAAUCAUUGGAUGUGUUUGAUACGUCUUUGGUGACGCCCAUUUAUUAUGUGUUCUUCACGACCACUGUGGUGAUCUGCUCUGUCAUCCUUUUCAAGGAAUGGAAUAGCAUGACAUUUGGUGAUAUUGUUGGGACCUUGACUGGAUUCCUCACUAUCAUUAUAGGCAUUUUCUUUCUUCAGGCUUUUAAAAACGUAAGCGUCUCCUGGAACCAGCUGACAUCUGCCACUAAAAAAGAUUCAGUGUUGCCUGUCUGUGGCUACGUUCAUCAUACUUUAUUGGAGAACACAGAGACGGGAGAUGAGGACAAUACGCUGUUUAGCCAAGGAAAUGAGCAAGAUGGCUGUCAUUAAUAAGCCUCAAGAGCUUGGACAGCCAAGAGGAGCAAAUAAAGUCUAUGAAAAUUAAUAUCUUCCUCCCUUCUCCCUACAAAGGACGGCACCUGUGUAUUUGGAGCAACAGAGAGCAGUCACUAUACCUGGUGAAGUAACAGAAAAGGAAGUGUAGUGAUAUCUCCCAUAUUUUCCUCCCGAAACUUUGGCAGCUUAUGGACUUUGCUGAUACAGUGUGGUGCUGUUGAAGAGUUUUCUUACGCUAAAUAACGAAAUUGCAUAUAAAGCAUAUUGUCAUAUGCAGCACUUUACAGUUUUACUAUUUCAAAUGAGCACUUUUACAGCUAUCUUGGAGGGUGUGUGUGGCAUUGGAGGGGGAGGGGAUCAUGACAUUCCCAGAAUCUUUUGUUACUAAAUGCUGUGAAGAUUUUCAGCUACCAGGUGUCUUGAAGGAGAAAAAGAACCUUGGUUUUAAAUUCUAGCAAAGCCUUGUACAUUUUCCUGAAAAGAGGAUCUUUCAUAUAUCAGGUAGCACUGAAUUUUGCAUGUAUAUUCUAUUGUGCAUAUUUUUACUGUAUUUUAUAAAGCUAAUCUUAGAUUUGUUUCUUUUCUCACACUCCUGUCUGAUAACAAAUUCCUGGGACACAGACCUGAUAACUAAGGUCUUCUCAAAGUAUAUUACCAAAAGCUUUAGGAAUAUAAUUCCAAGUACUCCUUUUAUGAGAAUGAAUCUUACUUUACUUAAACUCAACUGUUUCUGGUUGAUCAUGGUUUUCCAGGAGUAGCCAUCAUGUUCUACAGUUCAUUUUCUAAAACAGUUUCUUCUUGUCCAUUCCAAAUAGAAGGAAAAUGAAACUCAAAUACAUAUUUUAUUAGAUAAUAUAAACAACCUAUUUGAUCGGUUUUGAGGCAGAAUUUCAUAUUGUGUAUUAUUUAUGGAAUAUUAGAGAAGAAUUUUGGAUAGAUGCCACCAUGGAUGUUCCUACAACUAGGGUCGAUAAGUCUUUGGAUAUACCUUUUUAAAUACUUAAAUUAAAUUGGAGGAUGGGCUUCAUGUGUAUUUAGUUGUAAGAAUGGGAAUGGCAGAUCUGAAUCUUGCUGUUGCUUGUUUGAAUCCUGCUGGGAUCAUACCCUACAGAGGGUUGGCUAAGCUAGCAUUUAAGAUCUGCUCUAGGUCAGUUUGUUAUUGCUAGUUGGUAAUAUUCCAGGAAUGAUGGAUUAGGUUAUGAAAUAACUUUGUGAAGUUCUUCCAUCCUUAGCAAUAUGCAUAGUUCACAUGGAAGUUUUAUUCGAAUGCUUUGCAGUGUGGGCAGCCUCCAUUAUUGUUUUGAUCACCUUCACCAUCGUGUGAAUCAAAAAGUAACUGCAGGCAUCAAACAUCUGUUCUUUUAAAAGUAGUUUUGUGGUGUUGCUCCAUUAAGCACAUUCAGGAUUGACUGUAGUCAAUUCUGGGCCCACACUCUUAGUAGAUCAGUUCCAAAACUGUUCAAAGAAGGUAAACUGAUGCUGAAGUGGGAGGGGGGGGGUCACUUUAGGUUUAAGCCGAAUGGAAGAGUAUAAAAGCUAUGCUUGCAUUACAGGAAUGAAACCAGUAUAGGCUUUGAAAUCUGAUUCAUGCAGAGGGCAAAGUCUGCCCACGUCAGUGUUAUGUUUGUUAUUGGUUCCUGGUCUCUCAUGUAGCCCUUAUAAGCAGUUAACAAACUGUGUCUUUUAACGGUGACCUUCUCUUUAACAGUGUUUUAGGGGAAGAAACGCCAAAAGACAGGAUCCCUGGAUUGUGGUUUAUUUGUUUAAAAUACUAAUAUUCAUGUUAAGGGUUUUUUUGUUGUUUGAAGUAGCCAGUAAUUACCCUAAAAUCUAGUUGAUGCUAUGUGGUGCAUUCAGCUCUAUUCCUUAGAGGAGUUCAGUAUAUUAAUUCUUCAAGGCAGAUUUGUGACACUUCUGUUUCAAUUUUUAAAUGUAAGGCUCCAAUGAAACAGGAAAUGAAUAUUAAUAGAAUACCGUAAGCAUCCAAAAGUUCCCCUUCUCCUCCACUGCCGUGCUUUCACAUACUAAAUACAUCAGGAAGCACGCAAAUAGGUGAGCUGAACUUUUUAAAAACUUAAGUAUAUUCUAGCUGUCACCUGCUGAAAUUGCUGCUUGUGUGUUAAACAAAUGGGUGUGGUUUAUGUUUGUAUUCUGAAAGUCUGGCAUUUUAUUCUCAUUUAAGAGUUGCAGCACAACUACUAAAGAACAACACAAUUUAUAUGGCAUUUUGCGUGUGUGCUGUUCCCAUAUUUAUUUACUACAAUUUAAUGAUCAAGUACCCACUAGCCUAUAGAGUUUUUUGUGUAGGGAUUCCUUGGAAGGGAGUUGGCUAUUUUGCUGUUUGCAUUAUUUGCCCAUCUUUGACAUUUGCAGUGAAAUUAAUACAGAGGUCCAUUUUGCAUGCAAUCCAAUGCAGCGUUAUUCCAUUCUACAUCCACGGAAGUCAAGUGGAUGAGAUUGGAGUAACUCUGCGUAGGAAUGAACAUACUGUUAGUUCUUGUCAAUCAGGAGAACCUUUAGCAUCAUUCAGGAAGCACAUAGCAUUAAACGUUUCAAACUAUUUAAUUUGAAUAUUUUUAAAAGGUUUUUAAAAUGUUUCACUCUCUGAUGGAAGAUUUUAAAGGUUUUAUUAUAAUGUUGUUGGCCAAAGAAUAAAGUAUACUUUUGUGUA